AAUCACCCAAUAGCUGCUGGAUAAAGUCACAGGGCCCGGGAACAAGGCGGGAUGGCAUAUCACAACGGAGACCGAGCCAGGGACAAACGGUGUAUUUCGUGCAUUGAAAUGUGUCUUUAACAAGCCGUUCGUAGAAAUGAAAUUCUUGAGUCUAAACCGGCGCGGAACUAGAACGAAUAGGAUACGGAAAAUGCAUCGCUAUGUUCGAGAGGCAACAGUGGCGAGCGCACGAGGUAUCGUCCAACGACAGUAAAUGAGAGGUUUCCAGUUGCUAUAGUGUUGCCGAGAGCCAGGAAAACUCAGAGGAAAAAACACCGCAGUAGCAUAUACGUUUUUCAAACCAACGCUUGUGCAGAAUAGUAAUACUUGCACACACUUCACCUGUACAGAGGUGACAGUCAGUCAGCAGUAAUCAUGGCUGACCAACAGGAGGCACUAGAUGGGAUGUACGUGGAGCACCAGUACAUGUGCAGUGAGUGCCAUCAGCUCUUCAACACCCUGGAGGAAGUAUUGGUGCAUCAGCAGAUCCAUACAGGUGUAGAGGGGGAAGAGGCAGAGGAAAUGGCUAUCCAGGGCCUCUCUGAGGAGGGGGAGAGCCAGUACCAGUGCCUGGAGUGUGGCGCCCUCCUUAGGAACCCAGAGGAACUGCUAUUGCAUCAGGAGAUGCACAUGAGAGAGGCCGGGAUGGAUACGGAACACCAUGAGCUGUGUGAGGUGUUGGAGACGGACGAAGCAGGCGGUGAUGCCCAGGUGUCAGGCCCGGUCCAGUACCAGUGUCUGGACUGCCUGGCGCUGUUUGACUCGCCCGAGGUGUGGCUGGAACACAGGCAGACCCACAGCAGAAGUAGCACCCACAGCAACACGGUCACUGAGUAUGUGCUGCAGCCGGAUGGAACCGUGACUCCGCUGGGCAACGUUCAGAACUUUGUGUUGAGCGAAGAGCAAGCCGGGGAAAUACUAGCACAGGUGCUGGCCCAGCAGCAACUGCAGAAGCAGCAGCAGCAGAAACAGCGGGCCGCCUCCAAGCCUGCCUCCCAUCCCCGUGGCUCCCUCCUGCCCCCCGUGUCCCCCCUCCCCGGCUCAGCCACCAUGCGUCUCCAGAUCCUCACGGCCCAGGCCCUGGCGGACGGCUCCACUCCUACCCUGCGCCGGGCCAAGCUCCUCCCUCCUCUGCUCACCCCUCUGGGGCCGGGCUUGGCAGGAAAGCUGGGGGUCCAGGGGAACGGCCUCCAGCGUCUGGAGCUGACUCUGCCCUCCGGGCUGCGAGAUGAGAAACAGCAGCAGGAGGUGCUCAUCAUCCACCCGUACGAGUGCUCCGAGUGCAACCUCCUCUUUCAGACGCCGGAGGACUUCCUCCAACACCAGGGGGAGCACUUCCUGGGUCAGGACAAGGAGAGCGGAGAGGCGGGCGUGAUGACCGGCUACGAGGAGGAAGGGUCGAGGGAGGACGAGGCGGAGAGGACGGAGGAGGUCAGGAAAAAGGCGGCUGAGAAGAAAGCGACCGUGUGGGUUCGACCUCAGCAGUGCGGCCAGUGCAGUCGCUCGUUCACCUCGGCCAAUCGGCUGGCAGCUCACCAACGCGUGCACGAGCAGGGCACUCACGAGUGCCCCGAGUGUGACAAGGUGUUCAAGAAGGAGUCGUCGCUUCAGACGCACAUGCGCACGCACUCGGGCGAGGCGCGUUACCUGUGUGUGGACUGUGGACACGGCUUCACCACGGAGAUGACCCUCAUCCUGCACAGGAAGUCCCACACUGCCGAGCCACUGCACAAGUGCCAGUUCUGUUCCAAAACGUUCACCAACAUGACCAAGUUCCUGUACCACCGGCGCACUCACCUCCCGCGCGACCCCCCGGUCACUACCAGCCCCGUUGCCAUGGUACUGGCUGAGCCCAGGCGGGUGUCCCUCUCUGCCCUGGCCAUCCUGCAGAGAGCCAGGGCCAGGAGGGAGGGCAGCUGGCCCCUGGAGGCCCCGGACCAGAGCCUGUUGGCCCCCCUCAUCGAGGAGAUGGAGGCCUCAGGGGAAGGCCUGGCCCCCAGCUCCCAGGCUGGGGGAGGGAGAGAGGGAGGAGAGGUGAACGGAGAUGCGGUGCCCGCUCCUGCUGGGUGGUCUGGCGAGGCCCGACCAGGAGACGCCUCGAUCUCUGGACCCUCUACAACCUCGGAUCCACCCACCACUUCUGGCUCGGCGGAACAACCCAGGUUCGUCUCCGAGGGAGGGGCCGAAAAGGGGGCGUACCCAUGCCCCUCCUGCGACAAACGCUUCCCCUCCCAGCUCCGCCUCCUUCGCCACCGCCACACGACCCACGUGACCGACCGUCGCUUCAAGUGCGGCGUCUGCGGCAAGUCCUUCAAGAAGCAGAUCCACGUACGCAACCACCUGCGGACCCACACGGGCGAGAGGCCCUACCAGUGCUCCGACUGCGGCAAGACCUUCACGUCCCUCGCCAACCUGACCCGCCACAACCUCACCCACUCGGGGCUGCGCCCUUACCGCUGCGACGUCUGCCACCGCUCCUUCACCCAGUCCUCCAACCUGCGGCAGCACCGCCUCCUCCACGCCAACCCCACCCCCUGGCCCUGCCCAGACUGCCCCUCCACUUUCAAGUGGUCGGCCAAGCUAGCCGCGCAUCGCUACAGCCAGCACCCGGGCUCCCCCGCCCCCUUCCCCUGUUCCCACUGCGAGGCUGGCUUCAUGUACCGGAGGCAGCGCGACAUCCACUGCCUGGAGGCCCACCUCUCCCUGCUCCAAGCUGGGCUGGAGGGAGAGGCCCAGGGUCACAACGGGGAAUCCAGCGCCGACCCUUCCACCUCGGGCGACGGCCAGGAGCCCCGGGCCACGUCCGGGCAGGAGAGAGGCCGUCUGGACUGCGCCGUGUGCGGGAAGAAGCUCAACUCUCCAGCCAACCUGCGUCUGCAUCAGCUGAGCCACAACAUGGGUCCGGGAAGGCCUCGCGGUAGCAGUAGCGGUCCUCGGGUCAAAGCGCACGAGUGUCCCAUCUGCAAAAAGCUGUUUGUUUCGUCCUCCGGCUUGGCCCUGCACCAGCGCGUCCACACGGGCGAGCGUCCGUUCCCCUGCGGCGUGUGCGGCAAGCGCUUCCGGCAGAACACGCACCUGCGCGAGCACCUGCGCACGCACUCGGGCGAGCGGCCGUUCCGCUGCGACACGUGCGGCAAGGGCUUCGUCCAGAGCAUGCACCUGGCGGAGCACCGGCGCACACACACGGGCGAGCGUCCGCACGCCUGCCCGCUGUGCGGCAAGGCCUUCAAGACCUUCUCCAACCUGCGCAACCACAAGAUGACUCACGCUCGCCAGCAGAGGCUGGAGCAGGAGGCCGCCGCCCAGGCCGCCGCCCAGGUCGCCAUGGAGACCAGCGCCGCCGUUGCCGUGGUGGACGCCUCGGCCGUGGAGCUGGCCAAUGGGCAGACGCAGCUCAUCCAGAUCCAGGCCUCCGACCUGCAGCAGCAGACUCAGGGUACCCCCACCAUCAUGUGUAAUGAGUUUGGGGAGACCAUCGCCAUCAUCGAGACCACUGAGGGGGGCACCCUGCCCCUGGCAGAGGCCAUCGAGAUCUACCAAACGGCUCUGGAGAACAGCCUGGGCAUGGACACCAUCGCUGUGGACAACCUGCACACACUCUGAGGACCACACACACCUCGCACGCGCACACCUCGCACGCGCACACCGUGAAUACCAACCCUUCAAUCAGAACCCGCAUACUCAAGACUGAGGGAAGGAUGCAUUUUUAGAUAGUCAACUAACUAGGGUUACACAGCUACUGUCAGCCAUUUUGAAAGGCCAACAUGGAAAAGUGUUAUGGAUGGACUGGACCGAUGAGAUGAAUGUGAGCUCAUGGUGUUUUUGUCUGUGUCCUUUUUACCUGUGAUCUGAAAGCCCCCCCUCUUAUCAUUGCACUCUCACGAUGAAUGUCAGCGGUGAGACUAACAAGACUAAUGUGAGCUCAGCUAAGUGUGCUCAGAUAUAAAAUGUGUUUCACACGUCAUCUGAAAGGGUUGCCCAGUGUUGACUCUUGAGCUUUAUCUAGAAAGGGUGUGAAAAACCUAAAAACUGUGAUUAUUAUAAAGAUAUGAUCGCCUUAAUAAAGUCCAUUUCAAAUCCCUUGAAGGAAACAUUGCAGAUAUUUUUACAGACCAAAUUGUGUGAAGGCGGAUGUGGUUGGAGCAAACACCUGUUAGUGCUUCAGUUCAGCUCUUUCGUGUUUUUACUCGAUGGCCUGUACAUUCAGCCUUGGUCUGAAAAUGUGAUUGUUGCAUUAUUAGGAUGUCUUUUUGUUGUAAAUAAAUACAUUGCUAAAUAAAUGAUGUUUUCCAACAUGC
Molecule: messenger RNA, 4337 nt
Organism: Osmerus eperlanus (European smelt)
Lineage: Eukaryota; Metazoa; Chordata; Actinopteri; Osmeriformes; Osmeridae
Gene: znf526
Product: zinc finger protein 526
Exons: 8
Coding region: 415-3642 (1075 amino acids)
Biological process (GO): regulation of transcription by RNA polymerase II
Molecular function (GO): DNA-binding transcription factor activity, RNA polymerase II-specific; RNA polymerase II cis-regulatory region sequence-specific DNA binding
Source: RefSeq, a predicted model, not a curated record